AUGCCCCCAUGCCCCCCCAAACGAGCCUGCGACGCCUAUAUCUUGCGGAAGGUCAAAUGCAACGGCUCUUGGGCCUGCGAUACAUGCCGGGAUGCCGUGAAGAAAGUGUCUUGUACGUAUCUGAAGCCUGUGCGCAAGAGAGGUCCAAAGAUUCGUCGAGCUCGGCAGAGGCAUAAGUUGACUGAGCAGCUCAAUGAGUUAGAAGUGCCUGAAGUGCCUGAGCAGGUAUUGCAUCAUGUAGAGCCUUCUCCUUCGGUACUGGGGGCCGAGAAGCUCCUCUGCGCUUCUGCUCCUGAGGAAUCCGUGCCGCGUCGAUUGUCCAGGACUGUUCUGGUGCCUAUCGUGCGUCUCUUCCAGCAGUAUUCGUACAGUGUGUGGCCAGUGGUCAACGCGGAGGCCUCUCUGGAAAGGCUCGAAGAUGUGGACUUGGAGAAUACAAGCCAUGACGCUGAGAAUGUGGCAUGUCUCAUCACGGCUCUGUGCGCUGCCCCGAUGGCUCAAUUGCAACUCGCCCCUAUCAUGGAUGGGCCACAUGGCGGUGGAUAG
Molecule: messenger RNA, 546 nt
Organism: Penicillium chermesinum
Lineage: Eukaryota; Fungi; Ascomycota; Eurotiomycetes; Eurotiales; Aspergillaceae
Product: putative C6 transcription factor
Exons: 1
Coding region: 1-546 (181 amino acids)
Biological process (GO): regulation of DNA-templated transcription
Molecular function (GO): zinc ion binding; DNA-binding transcription factor activity, RNA polymerase II-specific
Source: RefSeq, a predicted model, not a curated record